Messenger RNA from Cryptomeria japonica (Japanese cedar), 1212 nucleotides. RefSeq names its product probable LRR receptor-like serine/threonine-protein kinase At1g56140. The transcript is spliced from 6 exons. The record is from RefSeq and is a predicted model, not a curated record. Lineage: Eukaryota; Viridiplantae; Streptophyta; Pinopsida; Cupressales; Cupressaceae. Bases 328 to 978 code for a protein of 216 amino acids.
UCCCAGAGAUGUAUCUUACAAUCAAUUUUCAGGAAAUUUUCCAACAUGGUCCAACAACCCAGCUUUGAAAUCAAAUCUGGUAGGAAAUCACUUUGAAAUAAGUGAGACAAAUAAUGGACUUGCUUUGAGUAGAUUGGCUUGCCUCCAACGGACUUUUCCUUGUAAUAGAGGAGCUCCACGCUAUUCUCACUUUGCAAUAAACUGUGGCGGCUUACAAAUGACUUCCCAGCAAGGAAUUGAUUAUGAAAGUGACAACGAAACACUUUAUCCUGCCUCAUUUUACGUGAGUGACACACUAAGGUGGGAAUCAGCAAUACUGAAAAUUUUAUGGAUAAUUCCGCAGAGAGUUUUACAGAAUCCAGUCAAUCUCAAUUUGCAAAUAAAUUAGAUGGAGAACUCUACCAAACGGCACGCUUAUCUCCCAGUUCACUAAGAUACUAUGGCUUAGGUCUUGAAAAUGGACCGUAUACAGUAAAACUACAAUUUGCUGAAAUAAAUAUUCUAGACAAAGGAAGCUGGAAGAGUCUUGGAAAACGCAUUUUUGACGUUUUUAUACAGGGGAAUAAGGUAUUAACGAAUUUCAACAUCCAAAAGGAAGCUGGAGGUUCAUUUAUAUCAGUUGAUCGAUCUUUCAGCGCGAAUGUUACUGAAAAUUUCCUUGAAAUUCAUAUUUUCUGGGCUGGGAAGGGAACAUGCUGUAUUACAAAACAAGGAACCUACGGACCUUUAAUAUCAGCCAUAAGUGUUACACCUGAUUUCACUCCUACUGUUUCGGAUCGUCCACCUUCCAAUUCCUCCUCGAAGAAAAUCACGCAUGGAUUAGUGAUUGGAAUUAUUUUCGGUGGAAUGGCUUUUGUUAUGGUAUGUCUUGUUUUUACCAUUUUGUGGCUCAGGAGAUUCAGAAAAUCCUUGGAAGCCCGUGGUCAAGUUCACGAAGGUAAUGGCCAGAGCCAUUCGGAGGUGAAAUUUCAGGAAUGAUAUAUCUUCCUUCUAAUUGGGUUGAGUUCAAAUUGGCGUAAUUCGGGAAUAGUAUUGCUUCUGUAUCAGCAUUUAAGAAGAACUGGAAUAUUUUUAUAUCCAGAGGUGCUAUAUAUAGAGAGGUAUAGAAAUGUCUUUAUGUCAUAAUUAUAUGUAAAAAUAAAAAAUUCAAUAAAAAUAUAAUAAAUACUGUAUAUAAUGUAUCGAUAAAUACAAUGGUUAGGAAACUACAAA